CCGUAGCCGGGUCAGGAAGCCCGGAAAGAUCGGCCUGGUGCAGAGGACACAGAUCGGGGUGUUCACAUCCUGUAGAAGGGCGAGCGGCGGGUGAGACUCGAGACCCGCCUCCAUGAAUGCACUGGUCCUGCUGUGAGGCACUCGGAUUGAGGAGGUCUAGAACUCUUACGCUCGCUGGCAGACUAGAAGCAAAUUAAACCGAGCAGGCAUCCACAGCUCAAACGACGACGACAUGGAGCUUUGAAGGUAGAAGUAGCACGGUGUCGGCCAUGGGUCAUCAGGACACAGCCGGACAAUGUGGACCACUUUCUUCAAACUACGAGUCUUCUGCUGUCUGUUUGCAGUGCUAAUGGUGGUGGCGUUGGUCGUCAAUGUCACUCAGGUGGAGUACUUGGACCAUGAGACGCUUUCAGGGACAUUCAUCGACAGCAGUGGACAGUUUGUUUCCCCGCAGGCUACGGGCAUUAGCCGGAAUCCGUACUGUGGUUAUGAGCACCAGGCCCUGUCCAGUCAGGAACGCUUAGAAGAGGAUGCAUUGCUUGCUGCCUCAAAGUGGCAGGUACCUGAUGUGGACUUGGUCCCUUUCGUGAAGAGCACCGACCCUUCCUCCAGUUAUUUUGUCAUCUUGAAUUCUGCAGCCUUCUUCGAGGUGGGGAGCCAGCUGGAGGUGCUGGUUCACGUGCACGAUUUUGAAGGGAAGCCCAAGAAAUAUGGCGGAGACUACCUGCAGGCCAGAAUUCACUCGCCCAAGCUGCAGGCGGGGGCUGUGGGCAGAGUGGUAGACUACCAGAAUGGAUUUUACAAAGUGUUUUUUACCCUGCUCUGGCCUGGCAGAGUUAGAGUGUCCAUAUCUCUGGUUCACCCCAGUGAAGGGAUCAGAGUUCUUCAGUACCUUCAGGAAGCGAAACCAGACAGGGUCUAUUUCAAGAGUCUCUUCCGCUCGGGAAGGAUUUCGGAAACGAUGAAGUGCAAUGUGUGCCUCCCGGGAAGUCUUCCCCUGUGCAACUUUACAGACCUCUACACCGGGGAGCCCUGGUUCUGCUUCAAACCAAAGAAGCUCCCCUGCAGCAGCAGAAUCAACCACUUCAAGGGCGGAUACAUGAAGGGCCUUCUCACUGCUGCGGACAGUGCUUUCUUUCAGAGUGGUGUCAAUAUCAAAAUGCCGAUCAACUCCAGCGGACCUGACUGGGUGACCGUGAUUUCCAGGAGAACGAAAGAAACUGAUGACCUAGAAAUAUCUCAAGGUUCAGGAAUUUUUCCUUCUGGAUAUUUCUACAAAGACCAGUGGAGGCCUAGGAGGUUUAAGAUGCGCCGUUUUAAUGACCCUGAUAACAUCACAGAAUGCUUGCAAAGAAAAAUGGUGUAUUUAUUUGGUGACUCCACCAUCAGGCAGUGGUUUGAAUACCUCACUAUGUUUGUCCCAGAUUUAGUGGAGUUUAAUUUGGGUAGUCCCAAGAAUGUUGGUCCCUUCCUUGCAGUGGACCAGAAACACAACAUCUUGCUCAAAUAUCGCUGCCAUGGUCCACCCAUCCGCUUCACGAGUGUCUUCAGUAAUGAGCUUCACUAUGUGGCCAAUGAGCUGAAUGGGAUUGUGGGAGGGAAGAACACAGUGGUGGCCAUAGCUGUGUGGUCUCACUUUAGCACAUUCCCCUUGGAAGUAUAUAUCCGGAGACUCAGGAACAUCCGACGAGCCGUGGUCCAACUCCUGGAUCGAAGCCCUAAGACUGUGGUUGUCAUCCGGACAGGCAAUGCCCAAGAGCUGGGGCCUGAGGUCAGCCUUUUCAACAGUGACUGGUACAACUUUCAGCUGGACACUAUCCUUCGGAGGAUGUUCUCUGGGGUUGGAGUCUAUCUUGUUGAUGCCUGGGAGAUGACCUUGGCUCAUCAUCUACCCCACAAGCUGCAUCCAGAUGAAGUGAUUGUGAAGAACCAACUGGACAUGUUCUUAUCUUACGUAUGCCCCUUGGAGACCUAACUAUCUACUAAAGGACUCACAUUCAGUGACCUUUCCAAUUGACUUGUAGGAUAGAAAAUUUGUGAUUGGCUCCAUUGUGAGAUGGAUGCGAUCAGUAUGUUUGACAUUUCAAAAAAAGAGCUGUACUUUGCAUAAUGACUUGUAAAGAACUUAGGCAGUGUAGACUGCAUUUGUAUCUACCUGUAGGAUUUUUCCGUCUUGACAUAGCCAUUGUAGAGCUCUUAUUAACAGCAUCUACACACUGUAUUGCCCUGUAACCAAAGAUGCUAACGAGUGUAUUUGAGCUAGCUUCUCUCGGGGAGGAGAUUUCUGUGCUAAUGCCUACCUGAAGUGUUUUGAGUAAACAGAACGGAUAGAUUUGGUUGGCAGUGCUAUGUCUUCCGUUUGCCUGGUAAAGGAAAUAUGGAACAUGUCUUCACGAACAGCACAAGGAUCCCUCCUCAGGAACAGAGCAUUUAUCGUCAGAGGUUCUCAUGGCCACGCUGAAGACUGCUGUAUCUCAGGAGUUUCUAUUGACUUUUUUUCCCCCUGAAUUACUUGGAAAGGCCAAUGUGUGUGGUCAGAAUUUUAUAAUGAGGAUAUUAACAAUUUCCUGCUUUUGUCUAGGGAAGAAGCUAAACAGAAGAGCAGAAAUCUGUGCUUUGGAUUGGUAUUCACAUUUGAUAAUUAUUUCUUACUUGAUUCAGCUACGUUUUAGGUGAUGAAUAGUUAUUCUAGAAUGACUGCUUUUGGAAACAAAUAUGGAAACAGAAGUUUAUUUUCAUGUUCUGGAGCGUGUGCGUUUUGAGAACUGAUUCUUAUGUAAAGAAUGCUGCUGACUGUCAUAACAUUGUAGACUUUCUCCAAUCAGCAGUUCCAAGUGUUCUUUUCUUUUAGCUGUCAUGAAGCAUAUGCUGAAUUAGACAUUAAACCAGAUCAGAAAUUAAUAAAAUUAGAUAUUAAAGUCUAAUUUUAAUUUUUUGAUUUGGGCAUAAAUUAUACAUAAACAUUAUCUCAUGCUUGGAAGUAAAAAGCUACUAUUUAGCUAUCUGUUAUUCCUGCUAGCUUUUCGUCUUUUCAGACUGUGGCUCAAACCCAAGGCCUUGACCAUACUAGGCGGGAACUCUGUGGAGUUACAUUCCUAACCCAUUUCUGAACAUCCAAAAAUCAAAGGAUUGGCCAUUUCUAUUGGACUUUGUCUUAAUUAAAUGGUUUGAAAUUAAAAUUAGGAUAUUUAGUAAGUAGUUUUUGCAUUACAAGAGGUUAUAAUUUACUUUUGCUUUCCCUAAACAGACAUGUAUAAACAUUGGGGUGUCUUAGGAGAUAAAGACAAGUGCUUAAAGCAAGAAAAAAAUGCACCCUCCAAAGAAUGAAAAAUUGGGGCUUGUAAUGUAGAGGAUUCAAGUUCUUCCUUUUCUACUCUCAAGGAGACUAGUAAGUUUAUAAAAUAUUUUGUGGGGGAAAGUUUUAUAAUUGUUUUUGGAGUCUGAGCAGGCCAGUGAAGCUAAACAUUUAUGACAGCUUAGUUUUUGCGGGACUGAGCAAGAAACUACUGGGGCCUUGUGCAUGCCAGGCAAGCUUUCUGACCCUGCACUAAACACCCAGUUCUGUUAUAUUUUAUAAUUACAGAAAGUCUCAGUAAGUUCACAGGUUGGUCUUGAGUUUGGUUUGUUGCUCACAUAGAUAGGCUUUGAAUCUGCUAUCUUCCUGCCUUUGUCUCUCCAGUAACUGGACCUAUAUAGGCUUUGCCACAGGCCUGCUUGCUUUAAAUGGUCCUUCAGCUUACAGUGUUUGAUAAAAAUGAAUUAGAGGCUCUGCCUCCAGGAAUUAUGGAAUUAAUCUUUGUGAUAAAUGCCCAGAGAUUCUGAUGCAGUUGUAGGGUUCCAUAUUUUGAGAAACAGUGACAAAGAAAAGAUUGAUCUAGAGAAGUAACAUUGCUUAUCUGUUAUUUAAAGGCUUUAUCAACUUCUUAAUUCUGGUCAUGAUUCAGAAAUAUAGGUGAUAAACUGGGUGGUGGUGGCACACACCUUUAAUCCCAGCACUUGGGAGACAGAGGCAGACGGAUCUCUGUGAGUUUGAGGCCAGCCUGGUCUACAAGAGCUAGUUCCAGGACAGGCUCCAUAGCUACAGAGAAACCCUGUCUCAAAAAAAAAAAAACAAACCAAAAAAAAAAAAACCAACCAACAAACAAACAAACAAAAAAAAACAAAAAACCAAACAAAGCAGAAAUAUAGGUGCUAUUAGCUCAUUUUUUUUUUUUUGUAUAGGAAGAACUGAAAUUUGAAUUGGACUAAGGUAUGUGGAGUCCAUGGCCCUGCUUAGCUACAACUUGUUUGACUUCUGUGAAGAGAUUUUAUGUUAGAGAACUUUUGAACAUUUCUUUAGGGAGGAUUUUGGGAGGAAGCCAAAGAAUCCCUUUCCCAGUGAAGCUUCAAGGACCACCCACCAUUAGUUUAGAGUGAUUUCUAUGGCUGGUUUCUUGUGACCUUGUUCAGUUUCUGCUUUUCAGUUUGCUGCACGAGGCCGUAGCGGUUUGAUGGCACGGUUUCUUGAAGCCCCUUUAGCACUUCCGUCCCCUGUUUAUCUUUAUCCACUCUGAUGUGGGAAUGUUUAUCCAAAUUAGAAUGUCGCUUAGAUAUUUCCCAGAACAGUUAGAUACAGGUUGAGCAUUUCUAAUCUGAAAAUCCAGAACUCUCCAAAAUCUAAAGCUUUUUGAAUCAAUGAGUCACACAAUGAGUCAGACAGAUGUGGGGCUGGAGACAUGGCUCAGAUUUUGGAGUAUUUGCUGCUCUUCCAGAGGACUGAGCCUGAAUCCCAGCACCCAUGCCAAGUGACUCACAAACCACCAGUAACUGACGCUACAGGUGGAUCCGAUGCCUAGUUUUGUCUACCUGUGUUCGUGUGGCAUUCACUCACACUGACAGACCCACAGACAUAGACUAAUAGACAGACAGACAGAUGGACGGAUGACCCCCCCCCCCGACAGAAACGCACACAUACACAGAUGAAAUACUAAAAACCAGGCGUAGCAUAUGCUUUUAAUCCCCGUUCUUGGAAGGCAGAAGCAGGCAGAUGCCUGUGGAUUCAAGGUCAGCCUGGUUUACUAGUGAGUUCCACACUUUAACCAGAGUAACUUGAUGAAACAUUGUCUCAAAACAAACAAACCAACUAAACCAAAUGCGUUCAUACAAUAAGAAUAUAAAAAGUCUUAAAAAUAAUCUUUAGAAAGCAGACAUGCUAAAUGUUACAUAAAAUUUCCUUAAAGAUAUAUAUGUAAAGUAUAUGUGAGACCUACAUUUCCUAUUUAGGCUCACAAUACAUUAAUGAGUUAUAUACAUAUAUGUGUGUGUGAAUAUAUAUCAUAUACUGCACAUUUAUAUUCCCAAAUCUAAAAUAAUUUAAAAUCUAACAGUUAUGAUCUCAAGGACUUCAGAUAAGGGCUUCUUAACCUUAUAAACAAACAUUUUAUAGGUCAGUUAGUCCCACAUAGUUGUGAAUUUCAGCAUGCCAGAUGACAAUGUUUAAAUACACAUUUCUCUUGAUAAAUAUAAAGGUGAUCAUAGUUUUAAAAAACUACAAAAUUUUAAUUAAGGACCCAAUACAUAAAUCAGUUAAACAUUAGCUAAUUCAGUUGAAUUCAAAUGAACAAUAGACAUGCUUUCUUGUUUUUUUUUUUUAAACUAUAUAAAAUUGAUCAUCUUUAUUUCUAGGUUCCAUAUCACUGGCUUAAGCCAACUUCACAUAAAAAUAUCUGGGAAAAUAUUGCAUCUAUACUAAAUGUAUACACCUUUCCUGUUAUUAUUAUAUAUAACCAAUAAAGUGUAGCAUCAAUUUAUAUAACAUUUACAUUCUAUUAUGUGUUAUAAGUAAAUUAGAGAUGAUUUAAAGUAGGAGGGAGGUUGUUUGUUAGACACGGACUCUAUGCCAUUUUCUAUAAAGGAGCUGAGCACCCACAGAUUUUAGUAUAAUUACUCCUGAGUCGAGUAUCCUCAGACUAUAAUAUCAUUGAUCCUAGCACCCAAAUCCUGAGUGAUCACUGGAGUUGGAAUCACAGAGUACAUGUCAUUUGGGCCUUUACAAAAUUAACCUAUAGUAUAAAUAUUUUUAUAUGUUAAAUAGCCUUAAUAAUUAUAAACGUUUGCCUAAAAUUGUGCUAUCUAGUAACAGUUUUAUUAUGCCAGUUGGUCAUUAUGGUCGGAUGUUUGGACUUAUAAUAAAAUACUGAAACUUGUUUAUAUACAA
This is a messenger RNA of Chionomys nivalis (European snow vole), 6196 nucleotides long. It is a transcript of the gene Nxpe3, whose product is annotated as neurexophilin and PC-esterase domain family member 3. The transcript is spliced from 7 exons. The record is from RefSeq and is a predicted model, not a curated record. Gene Ontology annotation, biological process: regulation of gene expression. Gene Ontology annotation, molecular function: POU domain binding; DNA binding. Lineage: Eukaryota; Metazoa; Chordata; Mammalia; Rodentia; Cricetidae. The coding region runs from base 296 to 1975 and encodes 559 amino acids. Gene Ontology annotation, cellular component: nucleus.